AUGUCAUCCUAUCUCGACCUUGGAAUACCCCCCUCAUCAUCGACCGUCUCGGUCAAGGUGUUCGACCUCAUUCCCCCCGGUGACCAUCCCAAGGUCAAGGUGCCGGCCAGCUUCGUCUUGGACAAGAUUUUACCGGGCCACGAACAUCUUGCCGCGCCUGUUUUUGCAUUCUUAGUUGAACAUGCUUCAACCAAAGCUCGUCUUCUAUUUGAUUUGGGUCCUCGAAAGGACGUGGAGAACUGUGCACCAGCGGUCGUGGAGAUGUUCCAGGCACUGUUUCCCAAAACUGAUGCCGACAUUGUGGAUUUGAUCGAAGCAAGUGGUAUCAGCAAGAACAGCAUCCAAGCCGCUAUUUGGAGUCACUCGCAUGUCGACCAUUCGGGAGACAUGUCAAGGUUCCCAUCGUCGACCGACCUGAUCGUUAGCAAGGAAAUGUCCUUGGAAACGCACAAAGAGAAUCCCGCAAGCACACUGUUGCCUAGUGACAUUGCUGGGCGUAAGAUUAUAAAAAUCGACUUCGAAACGAAGAUUGGAGACUUCAAGGCCCAUGAUUACUUUGGUGACGGGAGUUUUUAUCUCCUCGAUGUUCCGGGGCACCAACUCGGUCAUAUCGCCGGUCUUGCUCGUGUAACACCGACAAAUUUUGUUCUAAUGGGCGGCGACUCCUGCCAUCAUGCUGGUGUCCUUCGUCCCACUAAGCUCCUCCACUCGCACUAUCCCUGUCCAGGCUUCCUCUUGGAGCAGUCCCGGAAAUCCAUCUCGGUAGAGCACUUCGCGUCGAAUUCAGUUACUAGUAACCACGAUGAAUUUGACCUCGCUGGACAAACGAGACCGCUUCUACGCAUUGCCGAAGGACAAUGGAAUGCCGAUCACGUUCAAGCGCAGGAGUCGGCCGACAGGCUUACUUUGUUUGACGGCAACCCGGAUGUCUUCGUCGUCCUUGCUCAUGACGGAUCGCUGCUUCCGCUCUUUGCUCGUAAUGGUACUUUUCCGGUGGAUCUCAGCGAGUGGAAAGGGAAAGGAUGGAAACAGCAAGCCGUGUGGGCGUUUUUGGACCAGGAGAAUCCCGCCUUCCGAUUCAACUCACGAAACAGUGACUCGGAAGUCUGA
Molecule: messenger RNA, 1110 nt
Organism: Mycena indigotica
Lineage: Eukaryota; Fungi; Basidiomycota; Agaricomycetes; Agaricales; Mycenaceae
Product: Metallo-beta-lactamase superfamily protein
Exons: 4
Coding region: 1-1110 (369 amino acids)
Source: RefSeq, a predicted model, not a curated record